Spodoptera littoralis (African cotton leafworm) is the source of this 1752-nucleotide messenger RNA. The record is from the annotation of a GenBank genome assembly. NCBI's taxonomy places the organism in Eukaryota, Metazoa, Arthropoda, Insecta, Lepidoptera, Noctuidae.
AUGGCUUCCGAAGAAUUGGUGACUGAGCAAUUUCAAUUUUUCGGUAUAGAUGUGCCCAACGAAGUAAUAAAUAAAUGCGUAAGUUUAUGCGACGAAUACAACAUCGACGCCGAAUCUUUCAUUGAACAAUGGAUGGCCUUCAGUUUAAAUCAUUUAAAUGGUUCAUCACCGAAUUUGGAUAACUUGGAUACAUUUGUGAGAAAGGAAUUUUCCAAGCGGGCGGCGAAUCGUUCCAACGCAACCUCUAAAGAAAACGGACAAGUGGGUACCGGCUCAAGUUUGACGGUUUACGGGGCACCCGCUUCAGUUCAAUCAGACAAUGAAGUUCUAUCCGAUUAUAUGGCCACAACACCGAAGAGAGUUAAAGUUGAAAUUGAAUCUGUAUCCAACCAGACCAAUGACUUGUGCCCGGCUUCUUACUCUCCAUCAGUUGGGUCUAGUAAAUAUGCAUCGAGGACUAACAUAGGUGCUGUAGUCCACUCAUAUGGUGAUGAGAAAUUACUUCAGAACAUUUCAGAGCCAUGUGGCCCCAAUGAUAUUUUAAAUUUGAAAAUUACACAAGUGGCUAAUGACGAUGGUGACACGUAUAACAAAGCCAUGUUUGGCUUUGAACUACUUCAUGAGAAAGCCAGUAUGUUUGAUGGCAACAUACGCUAUGUCUCACAGUGUAUCAUGAAGAAGUCGGGAAUCACAGAUUUGGCAUCUGUAAGGUGUAAGACACAGACUGAAGUAGCAGUGGCAGGUCGCAUAGAAUGUGAUGCUGAUGCCAGACUCAAUCCCAAGAGUGUUGUUCUCCAAGGAACCUGGGAGCAAUCACUCAGCCAAACAGUACCAGUGGAUCUGGACAAUGUGAAGCAGUAUUCUUUAUUUCCUGGCCAGACAGUUGUAAUGAAGGGCGUAAACACGCGUGGUGACAAGUUCGUAGCACACGAGGUUUACUGUGAUGCAUCACCUGCAGUUGCAGAUCAUAAGGCAGAUAUUAUGAAUACCUUACAAGGCAAAAUGUCAAUGGUAAUAGCAACAGGACCAUAUACAACAUCGGAUAACAUGACAUAUGAACCUCUAAAAGACUUGGUAACAUACAUCGCAACACACAGACCACAUGUAGUUAUUAUGACUGGACCAUUCUUAGACAGUGAUCAUACCAAAGUCAAAGAUAAUACUAUGGCAGAAACAUUCAAAUCAUUCUUUGACAAAUUAAUUGAUAGUUUAGGAGAAUUAAAUAAUACAAGCCCAUAUACAAAGAUUUACAUAGUUUCCAGUAAUAAGGAUGCAUUCCAUGUGAACAUUUACCCAACUCCAGCAUAUUCCAGCAGGCGGAAACAUUCAAAUAUUCACUUUGUACCAGAUCCUUGCACACUUAACAUCAAUGGGAUAAUUGUUGGUGUUACAAGUACAGACAUACUCAUGCACAUAAGCCAGGAGGAAAUAUCUCUAGGUAUGGGUGGAGACAAACUAUCGAGGCUAGCUGGACAUAUUCUGAUGCAACAGACGUACUACCCACUCUGGCCACCAGCUCAGGGUCUCUCAGUCGACGGUGCACUAUGGGCUGCGCAUGCGCAACUGUCGUGCUUUCCACAUGUCCUAGUGCUGCCAUCUAACUUCAGAUACUUUGUUAAGGAGGUAAAUGGCUGCGUCGUGGUAAAUCCAGAGCAUUUAACAAAGGGAACAGGUGGAGGUACCUUCGCGCGAUUACUUAUACAAAGUUACAAAGAUGACAAGAAAAUCGCAGCACAAAUUGUACGCAUUUAA